Messenger RNA from Dothidotthia symphoricarpi CBS 119687, 4461 nucleotides. RefSeq lists its product as uncharacterized. The transcript is spliced from 3 exons. Gene Ontology annotation, cellular component: TORC2 complex. NCBI's taxonomy places the organism in Eukaryota, Fungi, Ascomycota, Dothideomycetes, Pleosporales, Dothidotthiaceae. The record is from RefSeq and is a predicted model, not a curated record. Bases 235 to 4149 code for a protein of 1304 amino acids. Gene Ontology annotation, biological process: TORC2 signaling.
AGCCCAUGCUCACCACCAAUUCCAUUCACUCCCAGUCGCUGCCCGUGACGUACGGUCCCUAGCCUCAUCCCUCCGCGCCCAGGCCGCCCCUCCCCCACCGCUCCUUCCCCAUCCACAGCCAAGCCCCGCUCUGCGGUCAGGUACCCCAGGGCAGCCCAACAUCCCUUUGCGACAGCCCAUGGGGGAGACGAGCGCGUGGUCGUAAUAGACGCAUGCGAUGUGGUUGAGCAGCCCAUGGUCACGGCCUUCAUGACGCCACCACCCUCCGCCGACCAAGCCUCAUUGCUUGCGCCCACGCGAACUCGAGAUGGCCGCGCGCAGUCGUCUGCCGCCAUCAGCACCAUGGCGAGCUCGCGGGGAGGCCAGUCGUCAUAUGCGACGGCCAACUCGCACAACCCAGGCCCGGGCAGCUUCAGCUCGCAGCUGCGGCCCACGGUCUCGCAGGACGGAAGGUUACGUCCCGAUCUUGACAUGCACGCAAUCAUAAUCGAGGACGGCGACCCCACGACCACCGAGCAGAGACAGGCCGAGCUGCAGGACCGCAUCGAGAAGGAGACGAAGAUCAAGAUUGGGUCAGAGAACCUGCUGGAGGCGCUGAAUGCGAAGAACGCAAAGAAUACCAAGGACCAGAGGCUCCAGGUCGAGGAGCAGCUUAACAUAUCGAACAGGAAGCUGGCAGAGCUGAAGUCGGCUCUGUCUAUAGAAGUACAAAGAGCAAAGGAGGUCACAUCACCGCCGGCCAAUCCACAGAGCAGGCUUUCAUAUCUGUUUCGACGUAACCUCUCGCGGUCGCCAUCACGUCAUAUCGUCGAGAAAGACGAGGAAGAGGAUGAUGAGACGGAAUCGCCAACCUUCGUGCUGGCCGAGAUACUCCAGGCUCUGGAACUGCAGAGCAUGCAGCCUGAGUACUAUGUGGAGAGAGCAAAUUCCUUGGUUCUGCUGUUCAAGCGACAUCCCACGCUAAAGUACGACUUGGCAUGGUCCAUCUUUGGCCUGAGGAUGCAGAUGAUGCUUCUCAGCGAUAGCCGAGAAGUUGUGGCAGCCGCCUAUCGAGUCAUGCGCUAUGCAUUCACAGACCGCAAAUCUCUGCGAAUCAUCCGAAACCUGCACACAGACUACUUGGUUAUCUUGUCGCUCGUGAAAGAGAGCAAGGCCAGCGUGGAGCGCGAGCAGGCACUGAAAUUUGUUCGAGCCUUUCUAGACGUCAAGGACGGUGUCGAGGAGAUUGAUCGCGCUGUGGUUCGCAUCAUCGUAGCAGUAGCAGAACAUGCUGAAGAUCGACUGAGGAAUAUCGCUACUCUUACUCUUGCAGAGAUUCUGGUUCGAAAGCCUGCUCUUCUCGUUGGUGCAGGUGGAAUGGGAGUUCUUGCCGACGCCUUAGGAGAAGGAAACUACCAAGCCGCGGAGAGCGUUGGUGCUUGUUUCUUGUAUCUUCAUGAUACUCCACGGCGGCGCCGGUUUCUACGUUCGGGACGGGAGCUGGAGGCUCCGUUUGCAAUGUUUACAGAUGCAGGCACGGUCCACGGACAUCUGCACGAAGAGAAGCUGAAAGCCAAUGCCAAGGUCAUCGCGUCUUUACUCAGGAGCUGGCCCGGCCUGCUUUCUCUGUGCAUGAAUGAUUUUCUUCCAAUCCGUUCUCUGCUUUUGUCUUUGCAAAUACCAACGCCUCACGUUCGCAAUGUCAUCUUGGAGCUCCUAUUCGAUCUUCUUAGGAUCAAGCCCCCGUCAUGGUCUUCAUCUUUCCUCGCUGGACGACGAUUAACUACCUAUGGACGUGUCACGAACAUGAAAAAUCAGCCUGUGAAAGACGCACUCAGCUCUAGUGCAGAAAACACCACGAGCAAGUGGAGCCUGAUGGACCAUUACAUUUCUGUUGUCCUUGCUACUUUCUUACACGCUGGUCUGGUACCAGCUUUGUUGCAUGUUGAGGAACAACCCUUGACUCUGCCAUUGAAGCGAAAGACUACCUUGUUGCUUGGAGAAGUGCUGAAAAUGGCAAAUGAGCUUUUGCCACCAUCGUGGAGCGCACAACUCCAGGUGCUUCCACAAUUGCUUCACGCAGCUGCGAGAUUUCAAUCCGAAGACCGGUUCGUAGCAAUUGGGACAAUUUACCAAGUGGACAGCGUCAACCGAACCUUGUAUCGAUCAGGCCCAACUUCGCUCAAUACCAACAAGGGCACAGUCGCUGUUAGUGGCACGUCAUCUGACCGACAAUCUGAUCAGUCCAAGGUCCAAGCAGCAAUGCAGAUCGAUGAAGCUCAAUUCCGCGCCUUGAUGGUCGACACGCAGAUUCUGGGUACAGUAUCAUUCCAAAAAUGGAGGUGGGAUCUGAUUCACUCCAUCGUUGAGGGUCCUCUACUUAAUGCCAAGCGUCUGGAUGAAGCCAUGAAGUCAGCAAAAUUUGUCCACCGUCUGCUUGGAUUCUACCGUCCAUUCAAGUAUCGAUUCUCCGAAAUCAAGAACACGAAGCCAAACCAACGUUAUGUUCGAGUAGGUUGCGCUUUCAUGCAGACUCUCCUACAGAAUCCAGAAGGAGUCAAAUACUUAGGCGAAAGCAAGUUCAUUCGACAACUCGCAGAGUGCUUAUCACAUUUUGACAGGAUGAGUGGCUUGACAUCUGAAUCACCGCUCUUCCAAGCAGACCGUAUGAACGAAACUCUAACUUGUGGUUACUUCACGCUCCUAGGUGCAUUGACGAAAGACCCCAAGGGAAUCCAGAUAUUGGAAAGAUGGAGAGUCAUCAACAUGUUCUACCAUAUGAUUGAGCUAAAUGAUCGCGACGAUCUGAUCCGGGCCCUUCUGAGCAAUAUGGACUACAUGCUGGACGGACAUCUACGCAUCAUCAUCUCCAAGGCCAUGACGUCAUGUUCGAAGGAGAUCCGAAUCUUUGCAACCAGAUUGAUGCGUAAGUAUGCAACGAAGCCAAUGCAGUCUACAGGCUCAACCGGUCCUGCGGAGUGGGCCAUCAGACUACUUGUAACACAACUCUAUGACCCAGAAGUGGAAGUUUGUGAAGUUGCAAUCAAGAUCCUAGAGGAGGCCUGCAACCAGACAGAGUCACUCGAGUUCGUAGUCAAAUGCCGCCCUGCAUUAGAUCAUCUGGGAGAGAUUGGUGCUCCUUUGUUACUUCGGUUCUUAUCCACUUCCGUAGGGUACCACUAUCUGGACGGAUUGGAUUACAUCACGAGAGAAAUGGAUGAUUGGUUUUUGGGAAGAAACGAUACCUAUGUGGCCCUGAUUGAAGCUUCCAUGGCUCGCGCGCUCGCCGACAUUCCCGAUAAACCGUCAAGUCAGUUCUCCUACGAUGACACGCCAGAGCACCCUGAAUACGGUCUCGUACCCCCGCAUUUCUACCGAGAGCUUACGAGGACGAAGGAGGGGUGCAAGCUGCUGAGGCAGAAGGGGCAUUUCGAUGAAUUUGCAGCUACUCUCCGAGACUUUGCAUCGGAGGAUGACGACGCUGAAAUCAUACUCAAAGUGAAAGGCUGCUUAUGGGCUGUGGGUAACGUUGGCUCCAUGGAGUUGGGCGCCCCGUUCCUUGAGAACUCGGACGUAGUGAAGUGGAUUGUUCAGAUCGCCGAAAAGUCAGAGGUUCUGUCACUCAGAGGCACGGCAUUUUACGUAUUAGGACUGAUCUCGAGGAGUCUUCAUGGACAAGAAAUAUUGCUCGAAUAUGGAUGGGACGGAGUUGUCAACGAGGCUGGUGAAGCAUUGGGCUUUUGUCUUCCAUUAGAUUUUAGAAAGCUCUUCGCGAUUACGCCAUGGACUGCCAAAUCGGACAAUAUCAGCUGGAAGCGCAAACAAAACAUCACAGUCGCUAUCACAGAUCGCGAUCCGGUGAAUGCACGCAUCCUCAAGCUUGCAACCGAUCUUGGCAACACAGUGCUAGCAAAGAAGGCAGCGAACGACCUGCAGACGAUCAAAUCAAAGAAAGUGCCUGGGUUUAGCAGACCAUCGAUCUUCCACAAGGUCAUGCAGAUACUUGAAGCACACCACUUCCGCCUUCCGGCCUGUCGAUUCAUUCUGGAUUUGUUUGACAAGCGGGUACUAGAGCAGAUUGUGCUAGAAGAGGAGGAAGAGGCUGAACAAAGCAGCGACUCCGAUUUCGAGUCAGACGGUGAGCAGGUGGUCGUGAACGGGUUAGCAUAGGCGGGCUUCAGUUAUGGGCAUCAAAAACGAAUAGUCGGGGUUUGGCGUUAUGGAGUAGUGUGGCGUAUACCACUGUAACGGAGGCUUCAUUGUACAAUAGCGUCCGGGGUUGACUUAAGCGUUCCAAAGGUUGGAUUCGGGGGCGCGUCUGCAUAUGGAGUUCCAGAGUACCUCUUAGGGAUUAGGGGAAGGAGCUCACCGGCCUUGUGCUUUUUACAUGGGAAUGCUACGCGAGACGCAGAGCUCGUAACACAGUCAGACUAGAAGGAACCCAACUUCGGUGUUGAAUAUGAGAGGUCACGAUGAUUGUCG